Messenger RNA from Rattus norvegicus (Norway rat), 9415 nucleotides. NCBI's taxonomy places the organism in Eukaryota, Metazoa, Chordata, Mammalia, Rodentia, Muridae. The record is from RefSeq and is a predicted model, not a curated record.
CUUCCUUUUUGGGUCUUCUGAAAACUAAAACUCGCAAAGCGGUGGCUGUCUGUGGAUUGGCUAGUACUAAAAUAUCCAUUGGGUGGCAGUAAUACUAUCCUCUUUAUGACUUGCUGCAAACCAGAGAAUGCAUUCAAUCAAAUGAACCGAUCUUGUAGAAACACUGGAAUCAUUUAUGCAUUGCAGUUUCUCUUUCUUGUUUUCGCUUCUUCUUCCCUGGGAUAUUUUGAGUGGAUUCUGGCUAUUAAUCAAGAUCUCGUGCUGUUCGUGGUUUGCUUGUCGUUUUCGCUCAGGAUUAGCAUCAUUCAAGAUAAACGCAAAGCUGCUUCCCCCCACCCACUCUCUUUUGAAAAAUCAUUUUUGGGGUCUGCUGAAGAGAGCUAGGACCCAGGAGACACCUUCCCAAACAGCAGGGGUUGUGUGCUUUCACAUAGCAGUACUGUACAAGGAAAACCCCGUCGGAUCUGUUAUUGCGGGAUACUUGUGAAAUACACAUAGGAUUCUUUCUUAUGGCUGCAUCCCGGAUCUGGAAAUUUUACUUGGGGACAAGGAAGAUUUGAAAGGCUACAUGUAUCCAGAAGAUUUGCAAGCAAGACUCCGAUUCUUGUCAUAGAGCUCACAGACUUAUUCACUUAUCGUCCGAUUUCCUUCCUUCUUAAAACAAAACAAAACAAAACAAAACACAUUUUAAAAUUUUCUCCCUCUUUUUCUUCAGUCUUUCAUUUUUUAUUCUGCCUCUUCUAUUUUUUUCUUCCUAGUCUUUUUUUCCCCUUCCCUGCUCUGCACCUGGAUUGUAUCGUCACUAAACAAUCGGGCACUUUGAGAACUAACUGGCGACAGUCUUGUAGGAAAGAUCUGUAUGGAAUUAUCUGCUUUUAUGGUGAACUUGGCGUUUGUGAAUGGGUACCUUGUUCACAACAUUAAUUGCUAGCAAAAACAAGAAAAAGAACACAGGAGUAAAAAACGUGGAUUUUUCUGAAUACGCAUUGUGAUGACCAGCAAUUACCUUACCGGCUGAUAUCCAGAGGAGAAUAAUUUGGAAGACUGUUGUGGGAACAGCAAGAACUGGAAGAUGAAAGCUCCGAUUCCACAUUUGAUUCUCUUAUAUGCUACUUUCACUCAGAGUCUGAAGGUUGUGACCAAAAGAGGUUCUGCUGAUGGAUGCACUGAUUGGUCUGUUGAUAUCAAGAAGUACCAAGUAUUGGUGGGAGAGCCUGUUAGAAUCAAGUGUGCGCUCUUUUAUGGUUAUAUCAGAACAAACUACACUCUCGCCCAAAGUGCUGGACUCAGCCUAAUGUGGUAUAAAAGCUCUGGUCCAGGAGAUUUUGAAGAACCCAUUGCGUUUGAUGGAAGUAGAAUGAGCAAAGAGGAAGACUCCAUUUGGUUCAGACCAACAUUACUACAGGACAGUGGGCUUUAUGCCUGUGUCAUCAGGAACUCCACAUACUGUAUGAAAGUAUCCAUCUCACUGACAGUAGGAGAAAAUGACACUGGACUUUGCUACAAUUCCAAGAUGAAAUACUUUGAAAAAGCUGAACUUAGCAAAAGCAAGGAAAUUUCAUGCCGUGACAUAGAAGACUUUUUAUUACCAACCAGGGAACCUGAAAUCCUUUGGUACAAGGAAUGUAGAACAAAAACAUGGCGACCGAGUAUUGUAUUCAAAAGAGAUACCUUGCUUAUAAAAGAAGUCAAAGAAGAUGACAUUGGAAACUAUACCUGUGAAUUAAAAUAUGGAGGCUUUGUUGUGAGAAGAACCACUGAGUUAACGGUUACAGCUCCUCUGACUGAUAAGCCACCUAAACUUUUGUAUCCCAUGGAAAGUAAACUGACAAUUCAGGAGACUCAACUAGGUGGUUCAGCUAACCUUACCUGCAGAGCCUUCUUUGGGUACAGUGGAGACGUCAGUCCUUUAAUUUACUGGAUGAAAGGAGAGAAAUUUAUUGAAGAUCUGGAUGAAAAUAGAGUUUGGGAAAGUGACAUUAGAAUCCUUAAGGAACAUCUUGGAGAACAGGAAGUUUCUAUCUCAUUAAUUGUUGACUCUGUGGAAGAAGGUGACCUGGGGAAUUAUUCUUGUUAUGUUGAAAAUGGGAAUGGACGUCGGCAUGCCAGUGUUCUCCUUCAUAAACGAGAGUUGAUGUACACUGUUGAACUUGCUGGAGGGCUUGGCGCUAUUCUCUUGCUGCUCGUCUGCUCGGUGACCAUAUAUAAAUGUUACAAGAUAGAAAUCAUGCUCUUCUACAGGAAUCAUUUUGGAGCUGAGGAACUGGACGGAGAUAACAAAGAUUAUGAUGCCUAUCUGUCAUAUACCAAAGUGGAUCCUGACCAGUGGAAUCAAGAGACUGGGGAAGAAGAACGUUUUGCCCUUGAAAUCCUCCCUGAUAUGCUUGAAAAGCAUUAUGGAUAUAAGUUGUUUAUACCAGAUAGAGAUUUGAUCCCAACUGGAACAUACAUUGAAGAUGUGGCUAGAUGCGUAGAUCAAAGUAAGCGGCUGAUUAUUGUCAUGACCCCAAAUUAUGUAGUCCGAAGGGGCUGGAGCAUCUUUGAGCUGGAAACGAGACUUCGAAACAUGCUUGUGACUGGAGAAAUCAAAGUGAUACUGAUCGAAUGCAGCGAACUCCGAGGAAUUAUGAACUACCAGGAGGUGGAGGCCCUCAAGCAUACCAUCAAGCUUCUGACCGUUAUUAAAUGGCAUGGACCAAAAUGCAACAAGUUGAACUCGAAGUUCUGGAAGCGUUUACAGUACGAAAUGCCUUUUAAGAGGAUAGAACCCAUUACACAUGAGCAGGCGUUAGAUGUUAGUGAGCAGGGGCCUUUUGGGGAGCUGCAGACUGUCUCGGCCAUUUCAAUGGCUGCGGCCACCUCCACAGCUCUAGCCACUGCCCAUCCAGAUCUCCGUUCUACCUUUCACAACACCUACCAUUCACAAAUGCGUCAGAAACACUACUAUCGAAGCUAUGAGUACGACGUACCUCCUACGGGCACCCUGCCACUUACCUCCAUAGGAAAUCAGCAUACCUACUGUAACAUCCCUAUGACACUCAUCAAUGGGCAGCGGCCACAGACAAAGUCAAGCAGGGAGCCGAAUCCAGAUGAAGCCCACACAAACAGUGCCAUCCUGCCGUUGUUGCCAAGGGAAACCAGUAUAUCCAGUGUGAUUUGGUAACAGAAAAGCAAAGGACAUCCCGUUCCUGGGAGUUUGAAAGGAAUCUGCAGUCCAGUGCCUGGAACUCAAUCCUCGACUGCUGCUGUUAAAAACAUGCAUUACAAUCUCUAGAACACGAGGAAAAACAGGGUCUUGUACAUAUAUUUUUUGGAAUUUCUUUGUAGCAUCAGUGUUUUCCUGUUUUACCAUGUCUCUUACCAUUACAUCUUUUUGACUUUGUUUUGUAUGUCAUUGGAUUUGUAAAUUUACAUUUUUUUUAAAGAAGAGACUGAUGUAUAGAUAGAAACUCCCUCCCUUUUUUCCUUCACUAAUUUAGUUUUAGAAUGAGUUUUUAAUUUUCUUUUAAAAUUUUAUUUUGCUUUUAACAUUUCCUUGGGGUGCUUGGACAAAUCUAUCUGAUGGGACAAGGAGCACCGGAUCCUCUCUCAGGUUCUUCCUAGGACCAGCUUGGCCAUAUGGGCCUUCAGAAAGCAGUGCGACUGAACGCCAGCCUUGCAUUGCCGUUUGGGAACAAAAGAGAGAGAGAAAGAGAGAAGAAGAUCUGUUCAUAGGAGGGCCCUGCCAGUCAGAGCCCUGAAAUCUCUUCCUUGUCCCCACCUCAUUCCCCACCUCUACCCUUCUAAUGGCAGCAUGAUGUGUAAACUCUGCAGGGGGUAGGGGUAGGUCUAACUGUCUUAACAUUUAAUUCACUGCUCUUCAGAAUACACUCUAGACCCAAAGUUGUGCUAGUCAUUCAACAGUGACCACUACAGAGUGCUCACGGCAGAGUGAAGAUCAAGGGCAUGAAAAUGGGGAGAGUGUUGUUUCCGUUUUUUAAAAAUGAGUUGAUGUACCCUUAUAUAUAUAUAAAUAUAAAUAUAAAUAUAUAUAUAAAACAGCAAAACAAAACAAAACAAAGAAAAAAACACACAAAAAUACAAAACUGAAAAAAAAAGCCCUAUAUUUGAUCACUUCCUGGAAAGGCAUGAAUGUGUUUGUGGCUGUUUUUGUUUGAUAAUCUACUUCCUCUUUUCCCUCUAUAAUUAAUUUUUCUGCAAAUGAGAUUAUGUGCAAAUACCAGGCAAGUUAACUCAGAUAGGUGAAUCAAGGCAAGUAAAAGUGAAAUUUACAUUGAAAGCUUCCAAACCAAAGGGAAGAACAGGAUGUGUCAUCAAAUAUGUUUUGUUACCUUGUAUUAUACAAAAUGUUAUCUUCUAAAGAGUCAGAAAAAAAAUCUGUGAAACUUAUUGUGGGGUCCCCUUGUACUUAAAUGUUAACUGACUUGUAUUUACUUUUCAAUGCUACAUUCAGAACUUAAGUGGUUUCAGUUUAUGAACAUAAGCAGCAUUUAUUAAUAUCAAAGUUGUUUAAAUAAUAUCUCAGGAGGUCAAAUGUAUGAAUAACAACACAAACUACUACUUUCAAAAUAAACAUUAUUUACACAAAAUAGUUUUAAAUUAGAUCAGAAAAUACUUAAAAUACUUAAUUUUUGUAUAGAAAUUAAUUUAAUUUUAACUAUAUGAUUCUAUCUUUCAGAAACAGAAAGUUGAUGCUCCCAGGAAAUUUGUCACUUACUAUCUAGCUUUAUGUUGGAAAUCAAUCACAUAAGCAGCUAAUUCCUUGUCAUGUUAACUAUGAUGCUCAAUCAAUCACGAAAGAUCCUGCAAAAGGCAGAAUUGUUAAAAGGACAAUGUUACCUAUGUAGCUUUUAGUUUUCUUUAAAAAAAAAAUCGACGUGACAAAACCAUUGAUAAUAGUCCUUAAGCUUUAUAGAUCUUACUUUAGUGAUUCAUCAUGGGAAAUUCCUGCUCAGUCAUCAUUUGUGGGUUCAUGUAGUGACUACUCUGUCUUUGCUUAAUUCCUGCCACACCAUACAGUGAGAAAAUAAUUCUAGAGUUUGGGGCACAAGGCUAAGGUGUGAGUGGGCCACAUAGACAUAAAAGUAUAAAUCACAAUAGAGUUCACUGGGGAAAACAAACUAGAACUAUGAAUGUAGGUGAAACAAGUACAAACAUUUUGUAACAAUGCAAAGGUCUCAGUGUCUGUGUGACAAGGCAAAGGAGCCUUGGGAUGUGCAUUGAUUUUUAUUUGCUUAAAAAAUGUUGACUUCCCCGACAACUUGCCUGGGUCUUCUCUACAGUACGUCUUUAUUCUUGUGCUCCCCUUGGUUCUGUGUCACAUUUUCAAAAACCAGAACUGAAGCUUCAAGGACAAAUAAAACUUUAAGGUCAGCUUUGCACACUGGGUUAUUUUCAGAAACGGAGAAGGCCAUUGUUUACUUUGUACUAUGGACACUUGUCAUUGGACUGGAUUCCAAACUCCCCCAGUACUCAGAAGAGUGUAAAUGUGGCAAUGGCCUGAUUUAUUUCUUUGUUUAUUUUUUUUUUUUUAUUUUUUAAGUGCACGAUGGGUGUGUGGAAUAAAUGUAGAGGAAGUAAUCAGACCACAGUCAUAUUUUAGGCAUCCAUAGGUAUUAAUUUAGCUGCAUUGGGAGUACAUUUUUUGUUCUAUUUUUAGUGUAGAUUUAAGCACUUUGAAUAGCAUGAUUCAGGGAUUGAUGGGUAAUAUUUGAUACUCUCACAACGUAAGAAACUUUUUUUCCUCCAAUGCUUUGUUAUAUUUACAAAUGAAAUAAAUGCAAAGGAAGCUAUUUAUAGCUUUAGAAACAUUCCUCCCAAGUUUCUAUUCCUCUAUCAGCUCCACAUGAGAACCAGAUAAGGGAACUCAUGGUUUCACGUGUUCUAUGUGUAACAGAAGUUCUGUGAGAACUCAAUAAAAUGAAGAAAAAAAAUAUGUAUUUCCCUAGUGCUUAGGUUUCAUCCUUCUCUUUCUGUUUGUUUGGGGUUCUGGGGGAUAAGAUUAUUCUAGCUAUAAAAACACAUUUGAAAAUGUGAAUGUGUUAGCCAAGCUGGGGGGAAGAAUGGACUUCCAGACUUGGACAUGUGUGAUAUUUGGUAUUGCCUGUUUUUCAUCAAUCACCGCCUGAGCUCUGAAUGAUACAUUAUGGAUUCAAAGUCCAUUUGGUUCAUUAGUGUAACCUCAACUUGCUGCUUCUGAGCAUCUUAGUCUUUAUUCUGAUGCUCAAAUCUUUGAUUAUUUAAUUUGUAUCCCAUCCCUUUGGUCUUCGACGGGCAGAGAAGACCUUUGUAUGUUGUGUUACCAGCUGAUUUAAGUUUAAAUGAAGUCUAUAAAAUUCAAGACGUGAUGAGAUCUGAACUUAUAUUUCUAUAGUUAAGCAUCUGAUUGUUCAGUCAAUCAUAUUGUGAUUAUUAUUUUCCUCAUACUAUAUGUAUUUGGACUCUAUCAACUUAAUCUUAAAUAUGUAGAUGCUGGUUUCUUCCAUAUUUCAUUGUUAAUAUAAUACAUAUUUUAUAACAAGAGGAAAUAUUAACUAAGAGCCAAUUCCUAAACUCUAAGUAUGCUUUGUUUAUCCUAGAAUAGUCAUUAACUUUUCAGAUACUAUUUAUGUGAAUUGAGAUUACUAUUUCUAGGAAAACAUUUAUUUGUACAUUAUAAGCUAUUUUCUGAUUCUGGAAUGGUACCCUAGCUCUCCUUUUAAAGAAGAGUUUAAUCUUGUGUUUAUUUUCUUCUUUUUAUUUGUUGUUUUGUUUAUCUUGUUUUUGAGAUAGGAUUCAGGCUGGGCUGGCUUCAACCUCUUGAUUCUCCUGCCUCAGCUUCUUGACUGCUGGGAUUUUAGGCAUAUACACCAAAACCAGCAAUUUCUUCUUUAUUAGCUUCAGUGUAUACAUUAGUCCCACAAGAAAUCUUAUUGAAAUUCUAAAGAUAACAAAAAUAUCACACAAGUGAAAUAACUGAAUGGAACUAAGAGAAUACACAUAAACAGAAGAGGAAAAUGUCGUUUUGUCUCUGAUCUCAAUUUGUUUGACCAUUCAUCCCAUGACUGCUAUAGCUGAUGAAAAAUAGAGGCAAAAUAUUAAAUAGCUUAGAUAUCACACUAUAGAUUCCUAUUCCCUAUUCUGGAAAUUUUUUCCAAACAUACAUAUGGUUAUUAAAAAUAAAUCACAAUGUACCUCUUAAUAACAGAAGAAAGUUUUGUCAAUGGAAGCAGAGGUUAUUUCUUGCCUUAUUGUGGAUCUUUCCCACCUGGUUAUUCUGAACUAAGAAAGUAGCCAACAGUUUCAAUUAUCCUUAUUAAUAGGCCUUAACCUUGAGUUUCAGGGAUAUUGUGGCUCUACAAAAUAAAUGAAAGGAAAUAACAAAACAAAUAAAUCUGUUUUCUUGGGUGUGAGUCUCCAGACAUCCAGCAUCCAAGGAGAAAGCCAUAGAUACUUAGAUUCAGAGGACAGUCUCAUAUGCUAAUAUUAAUAUACAUUCACACAUCUCGAAGGCAUUAUUGUGUCUUUGGUUUUAUUUUUUUAAUUUUCAUUCAUGAAAAUUUAAGGGUGACUUUUGCUUUUUUUUUAAACAAAGAUAACUGCUCAUCCAAAAUGACCUGACUUUACUAGAGAAUUGGUGUGAAGAAAAAUUUAACAAUAAGAAGUAAUUUACAACCAAAUAAAUGAGGAAUCUCUCCAUUAUUAUUAGUUUAAUUUAAACUCCUUUAAAACAGAAUAUGCAAAGUCAUAAUUUUGCAAGUAUGACAUCCUUCAUUAAUUCUUUUUGUUUUUAAUCACAAUGUGUGCCAAAAAAUUCAAAUAGUAGAGAAAGAGAAGAAAUAACAAUUCGAUGUAUUUUUCUAAAAGAAACCAGCUUUACUAUGAAAACUUUUAGAUUUUGUUAAGGACUUUACUUUCACUGAUUUCAAUAUUGCUACUUUCAUGAAUUUCAAUGUGACCUUGGAACAAUAUACAGAAUUUUGAAACGUGAGGUGGUAGUAAUUGAAAGUUGCAGUUAUUUCUUUUGGUUCAUUGCAGAGUGAAAACCUAUGUUCUAUGAUAAGAGAAUGAAAGACUGUCAGAAGGAGUUAUAACAAUCUGACUUAAAUAAGCAAAAGGAGGAGGAGAAAAAGCAGGAGAGUUAAUUCUAAUCUUAAUUUGAUGUGCCCUAUCAUAGUCAGAUUUUGGUUUCAUCCAUAAAAUAUAUCUUAAGAGAAAAAAAGGAGAUCAAGUUUAAUUUUCCAUUCAGUAUUAUAUCUUUUUUACAGUCUCAGAACAUAAAAUGUUUCUCAAUUACAGAUAAGAUAGGCAUAUAUAUAUAUUUAUAAGAUAUAUAUGGUUUUAUAAAUAUAUAUGUGUAAAUUCCUUCUGUUCAUUAGCAAAUUUUUCUCUAAUAGCCUCUGCGUUCACUGACAAACUCAUUGCUUCUGAAACCUUCAUUAAAGUAAGUAAAGUUACUUUUAUUUUUCUAUUUACUGCUUUCAUUUAUGUAUCCCCCAGUGUUCAUAAAAUUGAAAUUUUUCUCUUUUUAACACAAGGAAACACUCUAAAAAAUUACUAUGCUGUGUUCCCUCUACUACCAAAAAACAAACUAAAAAAAAACCUGCCCAUGAACUUCAGAGUACUAAGUGUAAUAUCGAUGUUGUAAAUUUCAAUCUUCAUAAUCUAAAUGUUACCUUUCAAAAGGCAUGCUGUGUCAUUAAAAAAAGAGUUAAUGUGAAAUGACCUUAUUACAUAGUGCAUGAAUAUGUGGCAAAGUAAUAUGGAUCUAUCUUUACUAGUCAACGAGAGGUUAAAUUUUGGGAGAUCAGAUGUGUUUUAGGUUAAUAUCAAUUGGAAGGAUGGAAUCUUAAUGUUAGCAUAAUGGGCAGUUUUCUAUACUGCUUGCAGUAUAUGCUCCUGUUAACAACAAUCCUUAGUCUAUUCUUUCCACCAAAGUAGUGGAGAUGUGUUCAUAUAAUCUGCUAUUUAAUUACAACUUUUACAUCUUCAGAAUUUGAGGGAACCCAAAUAGGAAAGUGGAUGUAAUCAUUUUCCUCUGCUGGCGUUCAAGUUGUAUUUUAAACUCAGACACUCUCAGAUCUGUUCACAGUCAGUACAAGUGCAUUUUACAUAGUACUUCUCUUGAGUUUUGCUCACCCUCUUUUGACUUUGUAUAAUCUAGGAUGUAGGUGACUCAUGAGUAGGUGAUGGGGGCGCUCCUCUUUUUCUUAGAAUACUUACAAUUAUAUAUUUGGUUUUGCUUUGACUAGCAAUAGGAAAAUAGACAAAUACAAGUGUACAAAUGAGAAAUUUUAACCUCGACUUAUAAUUUGUGUUUUAUAGUCGUUUCAUAAGUCUGUUGCUCUCUAUGAGUAUGCUCUCUAUAUAUCCUGUAAAAAUAAAUUUAUAUGUUACAUAGAAAUUCAAGAAAUUAAAUUAUUUAUUAAGCUACAAA